Monoraphidium neglectum is the source of this 651-nucleotide messenger RNA. RefSeq lists its product as hypothetical. NCBI's taxonomy places the organism in Eukaryota, Viridiplantae, Chlorophyta, Chlorophyceae, Sphaeropleales, Selenastraceae. The record is from RefSeq and is a predicted model, not a curated record. Bases 1 to 651 code for a protein of 216 amino acids. The transcript has 4 exons.
AUGGCGUCUGCGCAUCGGUGCCCGACACUCUUCUCUCCGUCCCCCACCCCGCCCCCAAACAGGCCGCCCCCCGGCGCGCGUGGCGCCCACCAGCGCAAGCCGCCGCCAGCGCUGCUGAGCGGGGCCGGGGAGGAGAAGCUCAAGCGCCUGUUUGAGGGGCUGUGCGCGGACAAGCACAACCUGGAGCGGCUCACCGAGGCGCUGGGCGCAUCGCUGAGCACCAAGCAAGUCGCGAGGGAGCUAAGGCGUUUGGGCCUCAAGUUCGGGUCCCUGCCGGCCUGGCUGGCGCCGCGGCUCGCCGAGCUGUGGGUGGCGGCCAGGGGCAAGGGCGGCAAGGGGGAGGACCUGGAGGAAGUCGCGCGGCAGCUGCCGGGCGGCUGGUCGGCCAAGCAGGUCAGGAAGCUGCUCAAGGACCACGGCCUGGUGGGCGGCGGCGCCGCCGGCCGCCGCCGCCGCGGGCCCGGCGCGGGGCGGGGCGGCGGCAGUGACGGGGACGACGGGGGGUGGGAGUCUGACCUGGAGGGCGCCGACCCGCUGCUGGAAGCCGAACGGUCGGUGGUUGAGGACCUGUACUGCCGCCACCUGGCGCACAACGACUACCUGGAGAAGCCUUCGUGGGUGGAAGAGAUCCAAUGGUGCCCCCAGGGCUAG